UGCGUAUUGCAUUUUCGAACGUUUGAUCAAAACAACAUUGCAAAAUAUAGUACASGUUACAACAAGAUAUAGAUUUUCAGUGGAUUUCUGUACACGAUGGCCAUAAAAAAUUACACAUCGUUUCUAUUUGUAUCUCUGGUGGUUUUGGGGAUUUUUUUAGGAGCUUCAGCACAAAAGGCGUCGACUACAGUUGCCCCAAAAACAAGUAAUACUUCGACUUCGACMAGUACGCCAGCAACUACCAAACCAWCAAUGACGUGUGAGCAGAGGAACUCCUCGUGUGGUUCCUGCACGGAUGAUAAAAAGUGUUWUUGGUGUAGUUCCGAUUCUAGUUGUAAAGACUAUCCGACCAGCAAGAUUAUCCCUCGUGAUUGUAAGGGGAAUAAAUGGUACUGGAAGCAGUGCUUGGCCCCAGGAUAUGUUCUCAUAAUCGUUAUACCGUCACUUUGUGGUUUUAUACUCCUCACCCUUGGUUGCUGCAUCUACUGUUGCUGUUGCCGAAGCAGAGGCAACAAAGAAGAUCGUGAGGAAACAAGGAUCAGAAGGAGGAGGGAAGAAGCUAGUGAACGUAGCGCACAGAGGCGAGCUGAUCGACAAAAGAGAUCUGAUGCCAUUCGACAGAAGUAUGGACUCUUGAAUAAUGAGGAUGACAAUGAAGUUGUAUAAAGAGUCUCUUGACGUGUGUAUGAAAGAUUGAGUCCAGAUUGUGAUAUGUUGAUGAUAACUACAAUAUUUAAGGAAUUGAGUAAAUUCUUACAAUAUUAGCUAACCAUUUUUCUUUGCCAGGUCAAUAUAUUGUUUAAUACUUAAUUGAUGACUUCUUCUGUAUCAUAUGAAUCUUGACUUCAAAUGAUCACWUUUAAAAUGAUAAUGACUAGUGCUUACUGCAGUAGUUGGGACUGCAUUGGUUUAUUGAAUACAAAACUGAAUAAGAAGGAAGCUUAAACAUUGUGUAAAAAAGUUUGUAACUGUACUGACAUUUUGGAUGUCAGUCCUUUAUCUUUCACUCUGAUGGACUAGCAUCUGAUACGUUAGUACAGUUGCAAACCUUCUAACACAUUAUUCCCUGGUUGAUCGCAUUAUUUAAUAUAGAUAGCAUCAAAGUUAACUGUUAGAGCUAUAUAUCCUGUCUGUGGUAUAACAAAAAYUAUACCAUGGUAUAUAUAAUACAUCUACAGGUUUUUUCAUUUGUAUGUUGAGUGUCAAAACUAGCUACUUUUUUAUCCUGCAUCCUCAGACAUUUGUAAAUACAAAUAUARUGCCACCUAAAACCCAUCAAUUGCUGUGCUCAAGUCCAUGGAAAUUAAAUUUGAAUGUACAAUAUCACCACCAAAUGAUCCUUGAAUAUAUAAAUAAAUAUAUCUCAAGAACAA
This is a messenger RNA of Actinia tenebrosa (Australian red waratah sea anemone), 1373 nucleotides long. RefSeq lists its product as uncharacterized. The record is from RefSeq and is a predicted model, not a curated record. Gene Ontology annotation, cellular component: cytoplasm; nucleus. Lineage: Eukaryota; Metazoa; Cnidaria; Anthozoa; Actiniaria; Actiniidae. Gene Ontology annotation, biological process: protein import into nucleus.